Messenger RNA from Callorhinchus milii (elephant shark), 1915 nucleotides. RefSeq names its product 1-acylglycerol-3-phosphate O-acyltransferase 3 (gene agpat3). The transcript is spliced from 10 exons. Gene Ontology annotation, cellular component: endomembrane system; endoplasmic reticulum. The record is from RefSeq and is a predicted model, not a curated record. NCBI's taxonomy places the organism in Eukaryota, Metazoa, Chordata, Chondrichthyes, Chimaeriformes, Callorhinchidae. The coding region runs from base 380 to 1510 and encodes 376 amino acids. Gene Ontology annotation, molecular function: 1-acylglycerol-3-phosphate O-acyltransferase activity.
CACCUCCCUCUCCCCCUGGGUUGUUGUCAGAUUCUGUCACUGUCAAGCGCUUCGGGACUCUACCCCGCGUGAAGGAAUUACAUAAAUGUAAGUUGUUGUUUUCUCCAAACCUCCCUUAGUUACUGAUCGUCGCUGCUGGUUUAGUCGAUCAGGACCGGUUGACUUCUGACUGGAUGCACAUAGCGGCCUGUGACUCGCUUGUUGUCACAAAGGUUCCCAUGGAGGCCGUUUAUUUCAUGGAUCAGGAUAACGUCUAGGAGGGCUUCACAGUGGCGGGAUCCGAUGCUGAGGGAGAAGGCGGUAUGGGCAGUGACCAUAGGCUGAAGAGGUCAGUGAUUCUGAGUGAGGGACCCUGCAAACGCUUCUGACGCAUUAAAAGAUGGGAUUGGUUGCCUGGCUGAAGACCCAGUUCGUGAUCCACCUGUUACUCGGGUUCGUGUUUGUCGUGAGCGGCCUUUUCAUCAACUUCAUCCAGCUAUGCACACUCCUCCUCUGGCCCAUCAACAAGCAGCUGUACCGGAAGCUCAACUGUCGCCUCGCCUACGCCCUUUGGAGCCAGCUGGUGAUGCUGUUGGAGUUUUGGUCUGGUACUGAGUGCACUCUGUUCAGUGACCAGGCCACGGUGGAUAAAUUUGGCAAAGAACAUGCGAUUAUCAUCCUGAACCACAACUUUGAGCUGGACUUCCUGUGUGGCUGGACCAUGUGUGAGCGCUACGGUGUCUUGGGGAGCUCCAAAGUGCUGGCCAAGAAGGAGCUGCUGUACGUGCCACUGAUCGGCUGGACCUGGUACUUCCUGGAGAUCGUCUUCUGUAAGCGGCGCUGGGAGGAGGACAAAGACACCGUGCUGAGCGGGCUGCGUUCCCUGCAGGAUUACCCCGAGUCCAUGUGGUUCCUGCUGUACUGUGAGGGCACAAGGUUCACUGAGAAGAAACACCGCAUCAGUAUGGAGGUGGCGGAGUCCAAAGGGCUGCCCAAACUCAAAUACCACUUACUCCCCAGGACCAAGGGCUUUACAACCACUGUGCACUGCCUCAGGGGGACAGUUGCUGCUGUGUAUGAUGUGACGUUAAACUUCAGAGACAAGCAGAACCCCACACUUCUGAGUAUACUGUAUGGCAAGAAGUACUUCGCGGACAUGUGUGUGAGGCGGUUUGCUUUAGACGAUAUCCCAGAGGAUGAGAAGGAAUGUGCGGCCUGGCUCCACAAGCUGUACCAGGAAAAGGAUGCACUGCAGGAGCAGUAUGAGAAAGAAGGAACCUACCCGGGAGAGCAGAUCAUCCCUCCCCGGCGACCCUGGGGGAUCUUGAACUGGCUGUUCUGGGUGAUCGUGCUGCUCACUCCCCUCUUCAGCUUUGUGUUUGGGGUCUUUGCCAGUGGCUCGCCAUUCCUUAUCUGCACCUGCAUGGCGUUUGUGGGAAUAGUCUCGUUUGGCGUGCGGAGGCUCAUUGGUGUGACGGAGAUCGGGAAAGGCUCGAGUUACGGAAACCAAGAAUUUAAGAAGCAGGAAUAAAGUGGCCGGGGCCACCUGUCCCAAUAACUCCAGUCAGCGUUUAGGAAACAGCUCGCUCUUCACCUGGUGACAACCCACGAGGCGGGACUCAGUAAUCCAGCGAGUUCCGGCACUGGCUUUGCCAACUCAAGCCGUUAACAGUCUGCCUUGCACCCGGCACCAGACCCCCUGCCUGUGGAGUCACGCUGGCCCAAGGUUCCGAAGAGCUUCAAUUUGUUUUUAAUUUACGUUUUGUUUUAAUGAACAUUCUUAGUUUGAACCCUGUGUGUGCUGAGCUGAGCUGCCUUUUCUUGAGCGCGUCAGCACCUGUAGAACAGCCCUAGCCCAAACAGCUGCACUGAGAUUGUGAUUUCAAACUGUACCUCCUAACAUUUAUAAUUUAUAAUAUAUUCCGAAUGUUCCCAA